GACCAAAGUUAUGGAACGACGGAGGAAAUGCAGGGAGGGGGUGGUGCGUUCGGGGUUUCAAGGCAUAUCAGAUGGAGAGAAAGGAGGAAGAGGAGGAGGAAAAGGCGGAGGAGGGUGAGACCAGAGGGAAGUAGGGAUAGCCGGAGGUAUAAAAUGCACGGGGCAGUUUGGUUUUAUACCUCGAGGUGCAUCGUGGGCAGAGUCGCAUUGGCGGGGGUAUCCCUUCACAGAUUCUCCUCGCUCGUACUGGACGCUUCCAUAUCGGGAGGUGGAUUUGGAUUUGGGUGUGUGCAGAAGUGGACUCAACCAGAGGAGCCUAAAAUUGAAGUUCAAUUUUAAAUUACUGGAUGCAUUUGGGGAUUACUAAAUCCAGAACCGGAGCAGCAGGAGGACGUUGGAGUUGUUUCUUGGCUCAUUUUUAGCCACUGUCUGACCAUUGCUUGCUUCUCUGCAAUCUUGCAUUGAACUUUUUGCUAUUUUUUUCCGACAUUGCCUCGGAACUGCAGUGAGCAGCAGCUGGCGAAACAAGCUGUGUUUUGUUCUGUUUUGGGUUCACGCCUUUCUCGCAUGUGAUUUGGUGAUUUAUUUCCAAUUGCGUCAUAUGGAUGAUAAAGCCACCACUGUUCAACGCAGUUGGACUUUCUCCCACCUGAAAGAAGAGAUCGGGAUCCCAAAGUCACGAGGACUAUGGGGGACACCCAACAAAGUGUGUGCUAUUCCUCAAAAACAUCCUUAGGUGAACCCGUCAUGUGAUUUAGAGCAAAGCGAUGACAGGCGGACUGAUAAUAGCUGUUUGCUUUAAGAGGGAAUCUGGAGGAAAGUGACUUGAAACAUCUCUUUUAUUGUCCCUAAUAAUAAAUGACCCCCGCCUUGCCUCCCGGAUCCACAGAGGGAGGUUUUCCAUAUAUGUCGGCAUCCACGUUGUUUCCACUUCAGCAUCACUGUUGACAUUACAAGCAGCUUGUUGGCCCGCUUCUCAUGGUGUCUCGAUACAAACCCAUGCAGUCUCCCACCUGUCAGGCUGAUUCCCGUCACUCCCUGGCUGAGCUCUGGUGAGAACACUUGUUUGCCGGGCGGCCCGGCCCACGCGAACCCGGGUCGUCUCUGCCUUUUUCAUCUAUAAAGCCCGUCCCGUGCAACCAUGGGGAUCCAAGGCAUGGAGCUGUUUGCCAUCGGUGUGGUUAUCAUUCUCUUCAUGGCUGUUCUCAAGCAGUUUGGCAUACUGGAACCCAUGUCCUCUUUUGAAGACAACAGUGACAGUGAUCUGGAGCUGUCGACGGUGCGUCACCAGCCGGAGGGCCUGGACCAGCUUCAGGCUCAGACCAAGUUCACCAGAAAGGAGCUUCAGUCGCUCUACAGAGGCUUCAAGAAUGAAUGUCCCAGUGGUCUGGUUGACGAGGAGACGUUCAAGUCCAUCUAUUCUCAGUUCUUUCCUCAAGGAGACGCCACCACGUACGCUCACUUCCUGUUCAACGCCUUUGAUAUCGACAGAAAUGGUUCGAUCCGCUUUGAGGACUUUGUCAUCGGGCUGUCGGUGCUGCUCAGAGGCUCCGUCACAGAAAAGCUCAACUGGGCCUUCAACCUAUACGACAUCAACAAAGAUGGCUACAUCACCAAAGAGGAGAUGCUGGCAAUAAUGAAGUCUAUCUACGACAUGAUGGGCAGGUACACUUACCCGUGUGUGCGAGACGAGGCCCCGUCUGAGCAUGUGGACAAAUUCUUCCAGAAAAUGGACAGAAACCGAGAUGGUGUUGUGACCAUCGAAGAAUUCAUCGAGACCUGCCAGAAGGAUGAGAACAUCAUGAACUCCAUGCAGCUAUUUGAGAAUGUAAUCUAAUACAUCAGGUUGCUUUGAGAAAGUAUUUUUUUUUUUCAUACAGACCACACUCACAACCACAGCACACCCAUCACCCGUACCUGAACCACCAAAUAGAUGACAUCUUGGCACUUCAUGUACUUUAAGUAGUGCAAAGACACAUGGGGGAUUUUUCUAUUUCUCACAACACUUCUUUUAGGUGCACUAUCCCGCAGCUACUUAAAAGGACCACAUUGGACACGAGAUGACCUUCCUGUUGAGAGCGCACAGCAGCACACUUUUUUUGUACAUUUUGUGUUCCUAAUAAAGCCACAAAAGGACUUUUGUCACCAAACUGGAGGAAGAGGUCCUCGUCAAAUGAAGGACACAAUAUUAGGCCUCAUAGUUCCCUUUUAUUUGGACAAACGUACUGCAUAAAGUCAGCACUGUUGAGCUCACAACGGGUGACGAAAUGGAAACUAAAAAGGGGGAACAAAGCAUGUUUGUGACAUGGAAUUAGCUUGCACUAAGAAUUCUAGUUUCUGCGCCUGGGGAAAAACAAAGCAGUGUCAAUAUCUGCACAGCUGAGUGGAAAUGUCUGUACAUAGUGUGUGUAAAGCUGUCUCGCUUUUGUAAACCAAAAAUGACAUUUAGUGACAGCACCUCAUAGAAUUAAAGCAGAUUGCUUUGUGUUGUUUUGUAUUGAAUUAAGGUUAUGUUUAAAUUAGUAAAACGACCACAGUCUAUCUGUGCAGUACUUGAAGAAUGAGGUAUGUAAAACUGGGGUUUAUAUGCUGAAUGAAGGUUUUAUUUAUGUUGGUUCUUCAGUAUCUUCUCGCAUGCUGACUCAAGUGCCACAGUGUAAUGUGCAGUACAAUCGGAUCUUUGUGACGUGGGUUAAUAAAGAUGCAGUCGAGUGCUGUGACCUCG
Hippocampus comes (tiger tail seahorse) is the source of this 2725-nucleotide messenger RNA. It is a transcript of the gene kcnip3a, whose product is annotated as Kv channel interacting protein 3a, calsenilin. Gene Ontology annotation, biological process: regulation of potassium ion transmembrane transport; negative regulation of transcription by RNA polymerase II. The transcript is spliced from 7 exons. Lineage: Eukaryota; Metazoa; Chordata; Actinopteri; Syngnathiformes; Syngnathidae. Gene Ontology annotation, cellular component: nucleus; voltage-gated potassium channel complex. The record is from RefSeq and is a predicted model, not a curated record. Gene Ontology annotation, molecular function: potassium channel regulator activity; calcium ion binding; RNA polymerase II cis-regulatory region sequence-specific DNA binding. Bases 1142 to 1837 code for a protein of 231 amino acids.